ACGAAUGUUAAAAUUGGAGGGAUCAUACUUCUUCUGAAAGAGCUUCUUUCUUGCUGGUUUGAGCUCCCAUCUGUAAUCCACGAUGUCGCGGGAAGAUGAACAUCUUGUAUAAUCCAAAACGGAAUGGUGGGAAGAUCCUUCUUUCAGAGUGCACCACUAAAUUGAGUCUGUAUUUGUAGUAGUUCAAUAUUACGUGGGUUUUCUAUCUUUUGGGCUCACUGAGUUGGAAUGAUUACAUCUGGAUUAUAAACUUCCCCAUUCUUUUUAGUUUUUAGGAAAGUAUGAGAGGAGUGCUUAUAAAUCCAUCUCCCACUCUGCUUUUAUCAAAUGAGUUGAAUUACCAGCAGGACUCAUAUUAUCCAGUUACUUAUGCACACAGGCUUUUACACCAGUGCAGAAAUGUUAAUUCAUUCCUGAAAUCACGUAUGAGAUGCUCGAUAAUAUAUCGGGGUAAUGUGAUUUCGAUGUUAUCUAUGAGUGUUCCACGAUUGAAUUUGGUGAUUCGGUCCACAAGGGCCAUGGAAUUUAGUACUGGUGUUGGAACCCUUUUGAACUGUGAAGAGGAUGAGGCAAUUGAACUGGUUACUGAUGAAGAAGGACUUGAAUCCUUUGAGUGGAAAUCACCUCCCUGGGGAGACAUUGUAAAGCAUGACGAGUCAAGCUUUCAAUCUGAAGAUACAAACCAACCCAGAAUGUUAGAAGCGGAGGCUUUUAUAAAUGGCAGCAAGGUGCAUUUUCUUGAGGAAACUGAUGAAGUUAUGCUAUCAAAGCGUAUUUUAAUUCUCAGUAGAAAAAACAAGGUCAGAAGUGCAAUGGAACUAUUUAGAUCCAUGCAAUUAGCAGGUCUUCUACCAAGUUUACAUGCUUUGAAUUCACUUUUAGCUUGUCUGUUGAGGAAUGAGCUAUUUGAUGAUGGCUUAAGAAUCUUUGCUCUUAUGAAAACGAACAAGUUAUCAACAGGGCACACUUACAGCCUUAUACUCAAAGCAGUUGCAGAUGCUCGUGGAUUUCUUUCUGCUCUUGAGAUGUUCAAGGCAUGGGAACAGGAAUAUGAUGUAAAACAUUUCGAUCCGAUUGUUUAUAACACGAUGAUAUCAGUCUGUGGAAAAGAGAAUAACUGGGUAGAAGCUGAGAGGACAUGGAGGCUAAUGGAGGCAAAUGGCUGUGGUGCAACGCGCAUAACUUAUUGCCUAUUGGUGAGUACUUUUGUCCGCUGUAAACAGAACGAACUUGCAAUUGACACAUAUGUAAAGAUGGUUCAAAAUCAUUUCAAACCAGGUAACGAUACCAUGCAAACCAUUAUUGGUGCAUCUUUAAAGGAAGGGAAGUGGGAUUUCGCUUUAAGAGUCUUUGAGGACAUGUUGAAAUGUGGACUCCAACCUAACUCUGUUGCAUUCAAUGCCUUGAUCCAUGCUCUAGGAAAAGCUAAGAAGGUCACUUUAGCUUUCAACGUGUACAAUAUGAUGAAAUCUAUGGGUCAUCCACCUGAUGCUUAUACAUGGAAUGCACUACUCGGUUCUCUUUAUGAGGCAAAUCGGUACAACGAUGCUAUUCGUCUCUUUGAGUUUGUGAAAAGAGAGGACAAGCCUCAACUGAACAUACAUGUUUACAAUACCAUUCUAAUGUCUUGUUCAAAGCUUGGGUUAUGGGACAGGACUAUCCAAAUUUUAUGGGAAAUGGAGGCUUCUGGUCUCUUAAUUUCAACAGCAUCUUAUAACAUUGUUAUUAGUGCCUGCGAGAUGGCCAGGAAGCCGAAAAUUGCAUUGCAAGUUUAUGAACGCAUGAUUCAUCAGAAGCACACUCCUGAUACCUUCACUCAUUUGUCACUUGUCAGAUGCUGCAUCUGGGGAUCUUUAUGGGAUGAAGUGGAAGUGCUUCUAAAUAAAUCUGCACCCAAUGUAUCUGUGUACAAUGCUGUAAUCCAAGGAAUGUGCUUAAGAGGCAAGACCGAUUUAGCAAAAAGGCUUUACUCGAAGAUGCGCGAAAACGGUAUCCAAGCCGAUGGAAAAACACGGGCUUUGAUGCUUCAAAACUUGCCAAAGGAUCCUGCUAGAUUCAACAACAGGUGGGCUUCUCGCUUCAGGAAAAGAAACAGACACUAUCAUCACUACAGUUGGCUUCUCAAAACUUAUUUUCUCUAAGGAGCAUGGAUACAGAUACGAGACAAAGAUAUGACACAACACGGAGAUAGUGACACGUUAUUUUCUAAAUAUUUGGGACACGAACACUGAAAGGACAUGUUUAUUAAAAUAUACAAUUUUUUUAAGUAUAUGUCAUUUUUAUACCCGGA
Messenger RNA from Momordica charantia (bitter melon), 2290 nucleotides. RefSeq names its product Pentatricopeptide repeat (PPR) superfamily protein. Gene Ontology annotation, molecular function: protein binding. Lineage: Eukaryota; Viridiplantae; Streptophyta; Magnoliopsida; Cucurbitales; Cucurbitaceae. The record is from RefSeq and is a predicted model, not a curated record.